Molecule: messenger RNA, 1029 nt
Organism: Oryza sativa Japonica Group (Japanese rice)
Lineage: Eukaryota; Viridiplantae; Streptophyta; Magnoliopsida; Poales; Poaceae
Product: anaphase-promoting complex subunit 10
Biological process (GO): anaphase-promoting complex-dependent catabolic process; protein K11-linked ubiquitination
Cellular component (GO): anaphase-promoting complex
Source: RefSeq, a predicted model, not a curated record
CUUGCAGUCUCCCUCGUCCUCUGUGUCCAAAAGUUGCAACUCCUCCACCCUUUCUUCCCCACGAACGGCGGCGAUGGAAUCCGACGGCGAGGAGGAGGCCGCGGCGACCCCGGGGGCCGGCGGCGCGCCGGCGGCGGGGAGGCUGAAGGGCUGCCCGGAGCUCAUGGUGGACGACGACAUGCGGGAGAUGGCGAAGACGGCCGCCUGGAGCGUCAGCUCCUGCAAGCCCGGCAACGGCGUCGCCUCCCUCCGCGACGACAACCUCGACACCUACUGGCAGUCGGACGGGGCGCAGCCGCACUUGGUGAACAUUCAGUUCCAGAAGAAGGUGCAGCUGCAGCUUGUCGUGGUGUAUGUGGAUUUCAAGCUCGACGAGAGCUAUACGCCUAGCAAGAUCUCUGUCCGGGCCGGCGAUGGCUUCCACAAUCUCAAGGAAAUUAAAACUGUGGAGCUUUCAAAGCCAGUUGGGUGGGUUCAUAUAUCAUUAUCUGGAGCUGAUCCCCGAGAAACAUUCAUUCAUACAUUUAUGCUCCAAAUUUCGGUGUUGUCCAAUCACUUGAAUGGGAGGGAUACUCAUAUUCGACAGAUCAAGAUAUAUGGGCCAAGACCGAAUCAUGUUCCCCAUCAGCCAUUUCACUUCACUUCAAGGGAAUUCGUCACCUACUCUACUGUUAGGUGACAGCUGACUAAUUUAAUUCCGUGGAACCCUCCACAUUGGAGCUUUUGUUGAAGAUUUUGGAUAGCUCAGCACACAUGUGAACAGAUUGUGUGGUCGAUCCCAUUCUCUGUGCUUCAGAAUUCAGUCUCGCAUGAUGUGCACCCAGAAAUCAACACUGGAAGAAGCAUCUGAAGCAUCAAGUCUCUCAUUGCCUUUCCGGAGAAUUGCUGUAUUUUUAAUAUGUAGAAAAUUGAUAUUGGAUUCAUCUGUGUGUACGAGCUACAUUUUCGUCCAUGGAGUGUAACAUUAUCCUCCUCUCGUGUGCAAGAGAAGGUUAUUUAUUCAUUGAUAUUGAGGAUGGCUGAUGCUUA